UUCAUGUUGUUAUUGAAUUUGAUGCCGGUUUUUAGAUACUACGCUUCUAACUAGAAUGACUGGCGAAAAGAUGUUGCGUUUUAAUCUAAUUGUAGCGGUUUGCGAAAACUUUGGCAUUGGCCUCAAGGGAGACCUGCCAUGGAGCAUCAAAUCCGAGCUGAAGUACUUUAGUCGCACCACCAAGCGGACCAGCGAUCCAUGCAAAAGCAAUGCGGUAAUCAUGGGCAGAAGAACUUACUUUGGAGUGCCCGCCAGCAAGCGUCCGCUGCCAGAGCGCUUAAACAUUGUCUUGAGCACCACGUUGCAGCCGGCAGAUCUGCCCAGUGAUGUGGUACUGUGCUCUAACCUAGAGGAAGCCAUGAAGCAUCUGGAAACGAAGGCCUUGCGCGACGAAAUUGAGAAUGUCUGGAUUGUGGGCGGCAGUGGAGUUUACAAGGAAGCCAUGGCCUCGCCCCGUUGCGACCGUCUUUACAUAACCAAAAUCCAGCAGAACUUUGAAUGCGAUACCUUCUUUCCCAGCAUUCCGGACAGCUUCCGAGAGGUGUCGCCCGAUGCGGACACACCCCUAGGUGUUCAGGAAGAGAACGGCAUUAAGUACGAGUACAAGGUGUUGAAAAAAAUAGAAUAAUAAACCGAUUUAUUUGCUUUUACUGCUGCCGCGCA
Drosophila guanche is the source of this 663-nucleotide messenger RNA. It is a transcript of the gene Dhfr, whose product is annotated as dihydrofolate reductase. Gene Ontology annotation, cellular component: mitochondrion. The transcript is spliced from 2 exons. NCBI's taxonomy places the organism in Eukaryota, Metazoa, Arthropoda, Insecta, Diptera, Drosophilidae. Gene Ontology annotation, molecular function: dihydrofolate reductase activity; NADP binding. The record is from RefSeq and is a predicted model, not a curated record. The coding region runs from base 56 to 628 and encodes 190 amino acids. Gene Ontology annotation, biological process: glycine biosynthetic process; tetrahydrofolate biosynthetic process; dihydrofolate metabolic process.